Messenger RNA from Cephus cinctus (wheat stem sawfly), 3453 nucleotides. Its product is annotated as protein zyg-11 homolog B. The record is from RefSeq and is a predicted model, not a curated record. Bases 346 to 2724 code for a protein of 792 amino acids. Gene Ontology annotation, cellular component: Cul2-RING ubiquitin ligase complex. Lineage: Eukaryota; Metazoa; Arthropoda; Insecta; Hymenoptera; Cephidae. The transcript is spliced from 12 exons.
AAAGCGUUAUGCAUUCUAAAUAAUAUAUGUAUGUACUUACUUCCUGAGAGAUAAGAUGCAUAUAUAUCAUUUACGUCAUUGAUACAGUGUGGUGCUGCCAUCGUUGCAAGACUAUCGAAAUUAUGGGUUCAGUGAGAUUUAACGGGACCGAUAUGGGCUGAUAGGCCUGCAUAGCCCUAGUACGACUAUUUUGACAGCUGCUUCACUAUCCAACAUGGCUACUCUAUGCAAGAAUCAGUACUGACAUUGCGAUCCAGAUCUUCAAGAUUAUCGAAUAUUCAUCAUGAAGGAUUCGUAAGGCACAACUCAAUAUCUUGAGAAGUAACGGCACACUUGAGGUUCAAGAUGUUUGAAUCUCCUAGGAGUUUACAGGAAGUCUGUGUUGACUUUAUAUGUGAUAAUGUUCAUGCACUGUGCGAUGUUCAUCCUGCAGAAGCUAUUGGAGGAACAUUUAGUUCUUUAUGUACUGCUGCUGUUGAUGACCGGUUGGGAAGUCCUGCCUAUUUAACCGCGACAAUUGCAGCUAGCUCAUUAACCAGCAAUGCUGUAGCCUCUGGCUCUUCUUCCAGACUCAGUUUUAAAGAUCCUGAUACCUUUUUGCCAACUGAAAUAUCUGAGCAGCUCCUUUACAGCCUUUGCGAAAAGAAGGCUCUCUCUGAUUUGACUAUCACCUUGUUUGACUCAAAAAGCACUAGAUUAAGACAUGUGAGACUCAAAGAUGCUUCGAGCCUCUCUGCGAAAGGCUUGAAGAUACUCCGUGAGCACAAAGUCAUCGACUUAGAAGUAAAUGGUCUAAAAAUUACUGUCAAUGAUCUGAUAGGUUGUCUGGGAGAUUGGAGUUUGGAAAAUCUACGAUCAUUGAGUGUGGCUAAGGGUAGUUUUAUGGAUUGUUCUCGUAAUCAAUCCGUUUUUAGGUAUUGCGUUGUUGUUGCCCUUAAUAAAUUACGUGCUCUCCAAACUCUGAACGUAUCUGGAACAGAGUUUAAUCGGCAUGGGUUGGAGAUCGUUGUCGAGGAUCUUCCUCUCCUGGAGAACCUAGACAUUUCUUGCACUAGAGUCGAUGACAUAACACCCCUGAGAAAAUGUAAAGAUCGACUGAAGAGUCUUUCUAUGUACAAUCUAAAAAUAAGUGGCUGUGGCAAUUUGAUAUCCGUCCUGCUGGAGUUGAAUGAACUACGCAGCCUGGAUAUCUCCGAUGAGAAGGAUUCGUAUGCCUUCGAAAUGUUUGCACCAGUCAGGUCGAAAAUUACGGAUUUACUUAGAGCUGUUAAUUGUAUGCCACACCUGGCCAGUCUCGACAUAUCAGGUAGAAGACCUCUCCAAUUUACAGGCAAGGACGAGAUAGACACAAAAGAUCUAAAAAGAUUUAUUAAAGCCCAUCCUGACCUCAGGUUCUUGGGCCUCGUGCAUUCGGAUGCCUGUUACGAUGAUAGUCUUAUCAACCCCAUGCAUGAGGAUUACAAACCUGAUCUAAUUGUCAGUGGAACUGCGACAGAGACUCAGAUCCUGGAGUCACUUCGACGCUAUUGGUGUCGUCCCAUUUACGUACAGAAGUGUCUUUACAAUCUAUUUCGGCUAACACCAAGUUUCUCCGAGGCCAGAGUAGACGUACUAAAACUUGUGGUGCUUGGGAUGAAAGCUCAUCCCCAGGAGUUUCGUGUCCAAAUGGCUGCUACGGCAUGUCUUUAUAAUCUGACUAAGGGCGAGCUUGCUACAAGAAUUCAUCCAUCGAUAUUGAAGCAGAUAGUGGAUCUGACAUUAACAGCUAUGGAAUCGUAUCCUAAUCACUACCAGCUACAGAAGAAUACACUGUUGACCUUGUGCAGUGACAGGAUUUUACAGGAUGUGGCGUUUGAUAAAUAUAGGUGCGCACGGCUUGUAAUGAAUUGCUUGUCAGCCUUCGAUGAUACUUCCAUGAACCGGAUGUCUGUAGCUAUCUGCUCCAUCCUGGCAGCAAAGAUUUCGACCUUGGAAACAUCUAUGCUAGGAGCACAACCACAAUACAUGUCAAAACUCCUAACAAUGGUGCGCUCGAAGGUCCAAUUGAAAUGUGUUGACAUCACGAUGAAAUUUACACUGAGUGCCCUGUGGAAUUUGACGGAUGAAAGUGCGACGACGUGUAAAGUCUUUCUCGAAGAAGGAGGUAUGGAGCUGUUCCUCGAGGUUCUGGAAAAUUUUCAGGGUGAAUCCAGCGUGGAGACUAAAGUCCUGGGGUUGUUGAAUAAUAUCGCAGAGGUCAGGCAUCUUCGCCACAGGCUAAUGCAAGCCAGGUUCAUAACGAUGCUGUCAUCCCUUUUGGAUUCUGAGCAUAUAGACGUAUCCUACUUCGCCGCGGGUAUAGCAGCUCAUCUCCUAAGUGAUGGACCAGAAGUAUGGACAGUGGUACCAUCUCAACCGACAAGAGCCCAACUAUUAGAUCAGUUGGCGAAUGCAGUGACAAACUGGCAGACACCUCAGGGUGAAAUGGUAGCAUACAGGAGUUUUCAGCCCUUCUUCCCUCUUCUUCGAUGCUCCGAAGCUUACCCUGUGCAGCUCUGGGCCGUUUGGGCCAUUCACCACGUCUGUACAAAGAACCCAAAACGAUACUGCGGUAUGCUAGCCAAGGAGGGUGGUGCAAGAAUCUUGGAGGUUCUUGCCGAAGAAAAACUCGACGGUGGUACUCAGCCAGACGUAAGAUCCCUGUGCCGAUCAAUCCUGGAUGCCCUGAACUCUCAGCCAUGCUAACAUUACUCUGAGAAGAGACCCGGGAACCUUUGGUACGCUAGUCAAUUUUAAUCCCUUGACCGAUUUGCGAAGUUCUCUGAUCAUCGUCAUCCAGAAUGAUCCAAUUGGAAAGGAAACAGAUGCAUAAGAGUAUGCUACACCCUUCAGCUUAGUCAGGAUGAUACUCUAUGAAUCCCCGAAAUCAGUAAAUUUCCACAAUUAGAAUCGGUAACAGCCACGUGGAUGAUCGCGUUACCUUCUUGCUGAUAAAUUCUUAAACGAUCUCUAGCGAUCGUUAUUGCCUUGUUAUUAAUAAUAAUAGCGACGUGCGCGUCUCUGUAAAUUAGAUAGCUAGCAUCUCCAGGAAGAUCGAUAUACCCGGACUUGAAUCACCGUCUGAGGAACUUCUACUAGUGACUACGUUCCCUUGUCGAAAAGCCACCUAAAAUAUCCGGGUAAUUGUGUUGAGUAUCCUGGAGUACGUUAUAUAACGUUUAACGUUAAUCGUGUACGACACACAAGUGAUCAAUUAUAUCUAUUAAAAGAAGAUUAACCCUGUUAUUAUAUAACGGAGAAACGGAGUGCGGAAGAAAGAAAAAUGUGAAACGUGCAAUGAAAAGAAAUUAUACAAAAAUUACAAAGAUAUCUUAUGAUGACAAGAGAGAGGGAGAAAGGUAGAUGGUUGUUUAAGAGCGACAAAAAGUAACAGAAAACAAAAUAAACACAUAAAAAUGCUUUUUCAAAAGGAAA